CCAGACUGAAAACCAAAAUGGUCUGGGCACGGUCUCUUUAUUUUCUUUGUCUCGUUUGUCUUUCAGCUUUUGUGAGCAAUUGCCAUGAAGAGAAGAAGGUUCAUAUUGUAUACAUGGGAGAUCUUCCGGAGGGAGAUGAUUCUCUUCAAGCUACGCACUACAACAUCCUCCACGACAUCUUAGGAAGCCAUUCUUUGGCCCAGGAAGCACUAGUAUACAGUUACCAGAGGAGUUUGAAUGGAUUCGUAGCCAAACUUGCAAAUGCUGAGGUAGUAAAGCUCAGAGCUACGAAGGGAGUGGUUUCUGUCUUUCCUAAUAGGAAGCUCCAGAUUCAAACAACAAGAUCAUGGGAUUUCUUGGGUGUCCCUAGAUCCCAGCCUAUUAAGCCCACUGACGGAAGUGUGAUUGUGGGGAUGCUUGAUACAGGUAUUUGGCCAGAAAGCAAGAGUUUUGAAGAUGAAAGUUUUGGUGCGCCUCCUUCAAAAUGGAAAGGAACUUGCCAAUCAAAUAAUUUUACAUGCAACAACAAGGUCAUUGGGGCACGAUACUAUGACAUUGCAAACAUUUCCGACCCUCGCUCUGACUUUAACUCACCAAGAGACACGCUUGGGCAUGGAAGUCACACUGCAUCAACUGUGGCCGGCCGCGAAGUGCAGAACGCAAGCUUAUAUGGCAUUGGUGAAGGCAUUGCAAGAGGUGGAGUUCCAAAUGCAAGGAUUGCAGUGUAUAAAGUAUGCUGGGCCGCGGGCUGUACUGAUGCAGACAUCUUAGCGGCCUUUGAUGAUGCAAUUGCCGAUGGUGUUGACAUUCUAUCUGUAUCGCUUGGAAGUGUUCAACCAGUACCAUACGAUCAAGAUUCAAUUUCUAUUGGAUCAUUCCAUGCUAUGAAAAAUGGUAUCUUGACUUCUUGUGCAGCCGGAAAUAGUGGUCCUAUUCGGAAACAAGUCUCAAAUUACUUCCCUUGGGCACUUACUGUCGCAGCCAGCACCAUCGACAGAAAAUUUGUUACUAAAGUGGUGCUUGGAGAUGGACAAACCUUUUUUGGAACUUCACUCAAUGGUUUCACUCCCAAUGCCACUGCUUUUCCCCUAGUAUACUCUGGAGACGCGAACAAUGUAACUUUUGGGGCUGGCCCCGAGCAAUCAAAAAUGUGUUUGUGGGGUACACUUAGUAAUAAAGCCGAAGGGGGAAUUGUUCUUUGUGAUUAUGCCAAUGAUGGAGGAACAGCUCGUCUGGCUAAAGCAGCGGGAAUAAUUAUGCCGUUUUCAUACCUUGAGAUUGCGUUUUCAUUUCCUGCACCAGCAGUUUUCAUCAGUCAUGAAGAUCACGACAAGUUAUUCGAUUACAUUAGAACUACAGAAAUACCAAUUGCCACGAUUCUUCACACUGAAGCAUUCGAAGAUAGCAUGGCUCCUCUUGUCACAAAAUUCUCAUCAAGAGGACCGAACCCUAUAAGUCCAGAGAUCCUCAAGCCAGACAUAACAGCACCAGGAGCAAACAUCCUAGCGGCGUGGUCUCCCCUUGGACUCUUUUCAGUUUAUAGGUUUGACAAGAGAAGUGUUGAUUACAACAUAGUUUCUGGAACAUCCAUGUCUUGUCCCCAUGCUACUGGUGCUGCUGCAUACGUUAAGGCUUCCCACCCAGACUGGUCUCCAGCCGCUAUUAAGUCGGCCUUAAUGACUACAGCAACCAUUAUGGACUCGAGGAAGAAUCCUGACGCAGAAUUUGCAUAUGGCUCUGGCCAAAUCGACCCAAUGAAGGCAGUUGAUCCUGGUCUGGUCUUUGACGCAUCAGAAGCAGAUUACAUAAAUUUCUUAUGCGGUGAAGGUUACAACAUCAGUACGAUAAGACUCAUCUCUGGUGAUGCUAGCAACUGCUCCACUGCCAGCAAAACAUGGGAUUUAAAUUACCCGUCAUUCGCUCUCUCUUUAUUAGAUGGAGAAGAAGUGAGUGCUACAUACACAAGAACUGUAACGAAUGUGGGAUCUCCAAACUCUACUUACAUUUAUGAAGCCUUUCUGCCACCACCCUUUACUGUGGUUGUCGAACCUACAGUUCUCACAUUUACUGAAGUUGGAGAAAAGAAAUCAUUUACACUGAAAAUUGUUGGAUCACCAAUAGUGCAAGUGCCUAUUGUCUCAGGUUCACUAGCAUGGACAGAUGGAAACCACACCAUCAGAAGCCCUAUAGUGAUAUUCAAUGACAUGCCCACAAGCUUUUCUUUGUAUGAGGAUACGCUGGAAAAAUCUACAUUGCAGAAGGUGCUUGAGCUCCAACAAGGGCAAAAUUAUAUGAGCAUAUUAGAACCUCUUCCAAUGACCAGAACUACUGUCCGAAGCAAAUAUAGCAAAUAUCGUGCAUGAGCUAUCUUGAAUUAAGACACGACGAGAAUGAAUAAAGAGAAUACAAUCAGAGUACUACAGUAUAUUUACAAGAUGAUCUGCAACAAUCAAAAUAAUGAUAAUUUUUUUCUCACCUCCCAAAUGAGAUUUGAGAAAACUGUAAGCUGAAUAAUAAGCAGACAUGGGAAUGUAAGACACUGAUUAAGCAUGCUAAUAAUGACAGGUUACCUUCUUAUUA
Molecule: messenger RNA, 2580 nt
Organism: Daucus carota subsp. sativus
Lineage: Eukaryota; Viridiplantae; Streptophyta; Magnoliopsida; Apiales; Apiaceae
Product: cucumisin
Exons: 10
Coding region: 18-2363 (781 amino acids)
Biological process (GO): proteolysis
Molecular function (GO): serine-type endopeptidase activity
Source: RefSeq, a predicted model, not a curated record